Molecule: messenger RNA, 2563 nt
Organism: Zophobas morio
Lineage: Eukaryota; Metazoa; Arthropoda; Insecta; Coleoptera; Tenebrionidae
Gene: bgm
Product: very long-chain-fatty-acid--CoA ligase bubblegum
Exons: 8
Coding region: 480-2453 (657 amino acids)
Cellular component (GO): endoplasmic reticulum; membrane
Molecular function (GO): long-chain fatty acid-CoA ligase activity
Source: RefSeq, a predicted model, not a curated record
GGAAUCCGUAAAAUCUCAUUUGACCAAUUUAGCGUUAAACGAGACCCUAAGACAUUUCUCAUCGCAAUUGAAUUUUUAUUAGUUAACGCCAGAUGGUUCAAAGUUUUACGAUUUUUUCAUUCCGCUGUAGUUUCUUUGAAAUUUUUGUACCAGCAACGUGGUAUAUUCGACCUAUUCGACUGUAGAUAAAGUUACUUAAGUAGGAACGCAAAACUGACUGUGAUUGGUUAGUUUACCUCGCUAUAAAGCAAAUAGGUGUUAAACUGCAUGCACGCGCCAACGAUGUGUUAAUAAUCGCUUGUUAAACAAAAUAGGGAAACAAUUUUUUAUAUAAUUAUAUGUGUAAAUGCGAACGGCUGUUUUUAUUGCAACGUUAGAUAAACUCACGGUGUUAGCGUUCUUGCGGCUAAGCGGACUUCAAUUUUUAUUGUGUAGUUAAAGAAUUCGUAUUUCAGAUUUUUAAUCAAUUACGGUUGACAAUGGCAUUGCAACAACACAAUGGUCCAGAUCAAAUCGUACCUUCCGAACACAUUGUGACUACGAGGGCAGAUGGACGUAUCAAUCUUCGCAUUCCCGAAAGUGGAAAAGCUAUCGAAACCACACCGCCAAUCUCAGUUCCUGGACUACUGAAACGCACAGCUGACAACAGUCCCGAUUGUCCAGCACUCGCAUAUAAAGAAGACGGAAAAUGGAAGCAGAUCACUUACAAGGAGUACUAUGAUCAAGUGAGGAUUUGUGCUAAGGCGUUUAUUAAACUAGGACUCAAAAGGCAUCACGGUGUUUGCAUACUAGGGUUCAACAGUCCAGAAUGGUUCAUCUCCGAUCUUGCUGCGAUAUUUGCAGGGGGAAUAGCUGUUGGUAUUUAUACUACGAAUUCAAGCGAAGCUUGCUACCACUGCGCCAAUUACACCAAAGCUAAUAUAAUCGUCGUUCAAGACCAGAAACAACUAGACAAAAUUCUUGCCAUAAAAUCGCGUUUGCCAGAUUUGAAAGCCAUUGUUCAGUAUGAAGGAGAACCAACAAGUCCAGAUGUAUUGAGUUGGUCCGAGCUUCUGACGAUCGGAAAAGAUCAAGGGGAUGAAGAGUUGGAACGGGUCCUCAAAACCAUCGCCGUCAACGAAUGUUGUACCAUCGUCUUCACAUCCGGUACCAUCGGAAAACCCAAAGCCGCUAUGCUAAGUCACGACAAUCUCACAUGGGACGCUUUGACAAUAUCCGAACGGUUAGAAGUAAAAAAACGUGGAGAGGUCCUCGUGAGUUAUUUGCCUCUGAGUCAUGUGGCAGCUCAAGUCGUUGAUAUUUACAUCGUCAUGAUAAAUUCGGCCUGCACCUACUUUGCCGACGCGAAUGCGUUAAAAGGUACCCUAGUGGACACACUAAAAGAAGCGCAACCAACGAAAUUCUUGGGUGUCCCGCGAGUGUGGGAAAAGAUGCACGAAAAAAUGAUGGAAGUGGCAGCUCAAAAUGGCGGAAUAAAACAAGCGAUAGCGUCAUGGGCCAAAAACCAAGCUCUGGAGCAUCAUCUCAACAAAAUCCAAGGGGUCAAUUCAAAUAGUUGGGGUUACUGCAUUGCCAGCGCUGUGAUAUUUAAAAAAAUUAAGCAAGCUCUUGGUUUCAAUCGUUGCACGUUGUAUGCGUCAGCAGCGGCCCCUCUAGCGGCAGACAUCAAACGAUAUUUCUUAAGUCUAGACAUACCGAUUAUGGAGGCUUUCGGUAUGUCGGAGGCAGCCGGAGCUCACACCUUAUGCACCAUGGAUUCCUUCGGUUUAGACACAAUAGGUAUGGGUCUACCAGGAACCAAGACGAAAAUCGUUAACCCGGAAGACGGUCAAGGCGAAAUAUGCAUGUACGGCCGACACAUCUUCAUGGGGUACUUAAAUGAUCAAGAAAAAACGGACGAAGCGGUGGAUUCUGAAGGCUGGCUACACUCUGGAGAUUUAGGUCGCAUAGACCAAAAGAACUUUGUGUAUAUAACAGGUCGACUGAAGGAACUUAUCAUUACGGCGGGUGGUGAGAAUAUCGCACCCGUACCCAUCGAACAGCUUGUGAAGGCCGAGUUGCCCCACAUCAGUAACGUAUUCCUUGUCGGGGAUAAGAAAAAAUUUUUGUCGGUUUUGCUCACGUUUAAAACGGAGGUGGAGCCGGAGAGUGGGAGACCUUUAGAUAUACUAAUUCCAAACGUUCAAGAGUGGCUGAAAAGUUUAGGUUGUCCAGCUAAAUCAGUGAGUGAAGUUUUGCGAGCCGGGCCCGACCCCGCAUUGCUGCAUGCUCUUCAAGAUGGGAUUGACAGAGUUAACCAACAAGCUGUAUCCAACGCUCAAAGGAUUCAGAAAUUGUCGAUACUUCCGGUUGACUUUUCUAUGGCAACGGGAGAAUUAGGACCAACUCUGAAGGUGAAAAGGAACAUCGUAGCCGCCAAAUAUUCCGAUAUUAUUGAAAGAAUGUAUGCUUGAAGCCGUCGUUGUUUUGAAAUUUUGGUGGUCUAGUUGUAGUUCGAUUACAAAAACGCUAUUGUCAAAAUAUUCUUUACUUAAAAAUAAUAUAAAUAAUACCUUGAGUAUAA